This is a messenger RNA of Prorocentrum cordatum, 582 nucleotides long. Lineage: Eukaryota; Dinophyceae; Prorocentrales; Prorocentraceae. The record is from the annotation of a GenBank genome assembly.
AUGCAAUCAUUAACUGCCAUGCGGGACGAGUGCGCCCAGCAAACAACAGUCUUUGCAUAUCGUACGGGGUUUCAUUCCCCAGGCGCCGCCGCCAUGUCGCGAUCUGCUGAGGAUCUGGCUUUCAGUCUCGACUUCGGCUUCCAACACGAUCACGACUACGGCGCCGGACCCGGCCACGACCGCGUCGACUACGCCUGCCACGUCGGCUCGCAGAAGGGCCACGACAGCAUCAAGAGCAUGAAAGCCCGCAUCGUCGGCGCCAGCACCAUCGACGCCAGCAGCGCCGACGCCAAGACCAGCGACUCCACUGACGAAACCAUCAUGGCCUCUGGCAUCCGUGGGUCGCACAUGGCGCCCAUCCAUUCGAAGGACCUGGCCGACGACCAGGCCGAGGACUCGGAGGAGGACCAGCAGGAGGUUUGCGGAGCGGGAGGGCAGCGUCGAGGUCCGCCGCCUUCCCCUCCUCUCCGCCGCCGCCGUCUCCUCCUAAUUCCCGGUUUCCGUCCUGGGCCGCCCGGCCGCCUCCGAGACGUCGUUGAGGCUGCUCGAAUUUCACCACAGCAGGGCUGCGCCGCAGCGUGA